Messenger RNA from Capsella rubella, 1047 nucleotides. Its product is annotated as mitotic apparatus protein p62. The transcript has 5 exons. NCBI's taxonomy places the organism in Eukaryota, Viridiplantae, Streptophyta, Magnoliopsida, Brassicales, Brassicaceae. The coding region runs from base 1 to 996 and encodes 331 amino acids. The record is from RefSeq and is a predicted model, not a curated record.
AUGGGAGGCGUAGAUGAUAUCCAGUGGUUUGAUAAGUGUAUGGAUGAAAUCGGGUUGGUGUUUACCAAGGUUGACGAAACGAUACAAAAGGGUAUUGAACUCUGGACAGAGUUGACAAGAGAUAUCCAGCCUACUACUACCGAAGACUUGACCACUGGACAGCCAAAUAGUGGCGAAUCUGGUGAAGAAAAUUCCUCUCAGUACCCUGUCGCUGAGGUCAAAGAAAGACCGAGCCAACACUGGUCUAUGUGCCUUGCUGACGUCGAAGAAAAACCGAGCCAACACUGGGCUAUGCGUGCUUGGAAAAUUUCAGAGAGUUUCAUUCAAGAACAAAGCGGUGAUGGUGAUGGUGAUGGUGAGGAAGAAGAAGACAAGUCUACAGUUUCAGAAGAAGAUACUGAAUCGAUUUUGAUGUGGAUGCCUUCCGAGGAAGAAGAAGAAGAAGAAGAUGAUGAUGAUAAUGGAGAAGACGAAGAUGUUGACACGUUUUCCGAAGAAGAUGAUGAAUCAUGGAAUGAUGAUGAUGAAGAAAAUAAAGAAGAGGAUACUACAGCUUCUAAGUCUUCCGAAAACAUGUCGGAGCUUAGUUUGGGGACCUCAUCGACGAGCUAUAUCCCUAGUUCGUACCAUCAUCAUAAUGAAGAAGAUAAUGAUUCGAGGCUGAAGUGGAAAGGUUGCUAUCAGCUGUUAAAGAAUGUUGACACCUCUUCCGAAGAAGAUCUUUACUCAUCAUCUGAUGAUGAUAUUGUUGAGGACUGUCAUUACUCUAAAGGUGUCAAAGAAGUGAUGGGGAUAUCGUGGAAGCAUAUAAUGAUGAGUAAUUUAAGCAACGAACCAUUAAGGGCUCAUGAAGAUGAAGAUGACGUAGCGGAAAAGUUACUACACGGAUUUGUGGAUGUGAGGCAAGAGGAGGAUACGGAAUUUGAUGAGGUCGAGAUACUUUUCCCAGAAAGUGAUUGGGUCUACGUGACUAGGGACCAGAAGGGCUCUGCAUGAAUUUUGUUGGCAAUUUUUGUGUGUUUUUAAUUUGAGUUUUACACUUUAUAA